This is a messenger RNA of Trichoderma citrinoviride, 737 nucleotides long. Its product is annotated as microsomal signal peptidase subunit. Gene Ontology annotation, biological process: protein targeting to ER. Gene Ontology annotation, cellular component: membrane; signal peptidase complex. The record is from RefSeq and is a predicted model, not a curated record. NCBI's taxonomy places the organism in Eukaryota, Fungi, Ascomycota, Sordariomycetes, Hypocreales, Hypocreaceae. The transcript is spliced from 3 exons. The coding region runs from base 27 to 737 and encodes 236 amino acids.
CCAGCGAUCUGGAUCAGUUGCCCAACAUGCACAGCUCCUUCACCCGCCUCCAGAAUGUCUUCGGCUUCUUCACAACAGUCGCCUUCGUCCUCGGCGCAUUCAUCGCCGCCACAGACCUCGGCGCUCCUCGCACCCCCAGCGGCGUCAUAAAGACAGACAACGUCCAAGUCGUCAAAGGUAGACCGCACUACUACUCCUCCAAGAAGGAAGAAUACGCCAUCAUCCGAUUCUCCCUCGAAGCCGAUCUCUCCUCGCUCUUCACAUGGAACACCAAACAGCUCUUCGUAUACGUGACCGCAGACUGGACCGGGCCCGACAAUGCCAACAACUCUGCCGUCAUCUGGGACAGCAUCAUCACCAACCCCAGCGCCGACCACCUUCAGAACCUUGGCCCUGUUGCCAUGAAGAAGCUGAAGAGAAGCGCCGAGGGGAAGAGCAUUGCACCUGAGCGAGGACUGCUCAAGCUCAAGAACCAGAAGCCAAAAUACCAAAUCACCCACCCCAGCGGCAAGAUCGCCGAGACGCCUGACGUCACUCUGAGAUUGCAUUACAACGUACAGCCCUGGGUCGGCCUUUUGACCUGGAACAUGGAUAAGCCAUUCGGUGUGUGGCAAGCCAUGAGCGGCGGUAUCAGCGACUACUUCACGCUGCCUGCCCUCAAGUCCAAGGAUACCAAGGCCAAAGACGCCAAGGAGAAGGCUGGCGCGAAGACCAAGACCAAGAGCAAGAAGCCCUGA